GUCAGCUCUGCCUGCCCACCACCAGCCAUGCCCCACCUUACCGUGUGCAACCGGCAGCUUAGCUGGACUCUGACACUGGUGCUAGGGUAUCUCUUUUACCUCCUCCUGGGGGCCAUGGUGUUCCAGCUGCUAGAGAGGCAGGCAGAAGCCCAGAGUCGAGACCAGUUCCAAAUGGAGAAGCUCAAGUUUCUGCAGAACUAUACGUGCCUGGACCGGCAAGCUCUGGAGCAGUUUGUGCAGGUCAUUAUGGAAGCCUGGGAGAAAGGUGUCAACCCUGAAGGAAAUUCAACCAAUCCUAGCAAUUGGGACUUUAGCAAUAGUUUCUUCUUUGCCGGGACUGUGGUCACUACCAUAGGUUAUGGGAAUUUGGCCCCCAGUACAGUGGCUGGACAGGUCUUCUGUGUAUUUUAUGCUUUGUUUGGGGUCCCUCUUAAUUUGGCAUUUCUCAAUCAGUUGGGGAAAGGACUCAGUGCACACCUGAUUGACCUGGACAGAUGGGUCCACAAGCCAGGGCGAGCUCAGGUGGUGCAGACAUUAACAAUGGCAUUAUUUCUGACGGCUGGGACUUUGCUCUUCCUGGUUUUUCCACCAAUGAUCUUCAGUUACGUUGAAGGCUGGAGUUAUGGAGAAGGCUUCUACUUCACCUUUAUCACCCUCAGCACCAUUGGAUUUGGAGAUUAUGUAGUAGGCACUGAUCCUAGCAAGCACUAUAUUUCAGUGUACCGAAGCUUGGCAGCCAUUUGGAUUGUCUUUGGCUUAGCCUGGCUUGCUCUGAUCUUCAACCUGGGAGCAGACCUAAUGGAGAAAUUCCUACAACUUAAUUGGCAAAAGCCAGAUCCAGAGACAGCAGAAGCAACUGUUUCCAAAGGAGAGGAUAAUCCUGAUCAACCCAGGAUCCAUAUUCCCAGCUGAGUGUCACUCAUGGGUAGGCAGCUUAGAAGAACUUCUGUGGCCACUCAAGGUGGGUGGGUAUGAUAUACUGCCUUCCACCCAUAAUGACUGAGUAAUUUCAUAAAGGAUAGAGGGACUUUUUUCCAAGAAGAAGUAAAACCUUUGUGUACAAAAAGCAGCUGAAUGAAAAGGAAAAUGCACUGAAAGCAUAAUUACUACACAUUUUCCAUUCAACCAAUUAUCUCCCACUGAACUAAUUAUUAGAACAGGCCUAUCAUUAGAUCAGUUGGCUUAUGGGCCACUGGGUUCCA
Messenger RNA from Candoia aspera, 1202 nucleotides. RefSeq names its product potassium channel subfamily K member 16-like. The transcript has 5 exons. Gene Ontology annotation, biological process: potassium ion transmembrane transport; stabilization of membrane potential. The record is from RefSeq and is a predicted model, not a curated record. The coding region runs from base 28 to 912 and encodes 294 amino acids. Gene Ontology annotation, cellular component: plasma membrane. Gene Ontology annotation, molecular function: outward rectifier potassium channel activity; potassium ion leak channel activity. NCBI's taxonomy places the organism in Eukaryota, Metazoa, Chordata, Lepidosauria, Squamata, Candoiidae.